Molecule: messenger RNA, 1625 nt
Organism: Chrysoperla carnea
Lineage: Eukaryota; Metazoa; Arthropoda; Insecta; Neuroptera; Chrysopidae
Product: alpha-1,3-mannosyl-glycoprotein 2-beta-N-acetylglucosaminyltransferase
Exons: 8
Coding region: 220-1560 (446 amino acids)
Biological process (GO): protein N-linked glycosylation
Cellular component (GO): Golgi apparatus
Molecular function (GO): alpha-1,3-mannosylglycoprotein 2-beta-N-acetylglucosaminyltransferase activity
Source: RefSeq, a predicted model, not a curated record
CUUUUUGAACUAAAAUCUGAUCUAGUACAAUAUAUUACGGAUAGAUGGAUUCUAAUUAAAAAGAAAUUGACAGCUGCCACGUAAUUUUGCUAUGCAAGCAUGUAACGAAAAAAAAAAAAUGAAAAGAAAAUUGACUAAUCAAAACCGACCGGGAACUAAUUACCCAAAAAAAUAAUUCAAAAUCUCAACAAUUUUGAAUAGUUUUUUUGUAUUUCUAAUAUGCGUAUUAAACGUCUUACAAUCUUCUUAUUAGCACUUUCAAUUUUAUUCAUAUGGAUCGUAAGCACUUACAUAUUUUUCCCAACACGAGCCUUCAAUAAUGAAAUGGGAAAAAUGAAACAUAUUAUGAAACAAUUAGAUGAGCUCGAAGGUGGUGUGUCUCAAAUAAUGGGUGCCAAUAAGAAUAUAUUGCAUGAAAUGGCUUCGGAAUAUGAUUUACGCAUAGAGAAAAUUAAGAAGGCAACAGAAAAGGAAAUCAGUCAAGAUGAAAAAUUGAAAAAGUUACAAAAAAGUUUUAAUGGUGGUCCAGUAAUACCUGUGAUUGUUUUUGCAUGUAAUCGAAUUACGGUUAUACGAUGUUUAGAUCAAUUAAUACAGUAUCGACCGGAUCCACGUCAAUUUCCUAUUAUUGUUAGCCAAGAUUGUAAUGAUUUACAAACCAAAAAUGCAAUUAAUACAAAUUAUGGUGAUAAACUAACGUUAAUUGAACAACCAGAUCAAUCCGACAUUCAAGUACCACCUAAAGAAAAGAAAUUUAAAGGAUAUUUUAAAAUUGCUCGACAUUAUGGUUGGGCCUUAAAUCAAACAUUUUUUAAAUAUAAUUUUGACACAGCAAUUAUAGUUGAAGAUGAUUUAGAUAUUGCUCCGGAUUUUUUUGAAUAUUUUGUUGGAACAUAUUAUUUGUUAAAACAUGAUCCGACUUUAUGGUGUAUAUCUGCUUGGAAUGAUAAUGGAAAAUCAAAUUUAGUUGAUAUGGAAAAUGGAGCCAGUAAAUUGUAUAGAACUGAUUUCUUCCCAGGUCUUGGUUGGAUGUUAACAAAAGAGUUAUGGACUGAAUUAGCUCCUAAAUGGCCAAAAGCAUAUUGGGAUGAUUGGAUACGUCGACCUGAACAAAGAAAGGAUCGAGCGUGCAUUCGACCAGAAAUUUCACGAACUAGAACAUUCGGGAAAUAUGGAGUUUCAAAUGGUUUAUUUUAUGAAAAACAUUUAAAAUACAUUCAGUUAAAUGAUAAAUUUGUGCCUUUUUCGAAAAUGGACUUAACAUACUUACUCAAAAACUAUUACGAUGAACCAUUUCUGAAAGAAGUGUAUGAUAACAGUAUAGAAGUGAGUUAUCAUAAUUUACGAACGUUAGUUUUACCCGAAAAACAAUCAAUUAGAAUACCAUAUACAAAAGAAACGUAUAAAAAAGCUGCAAGAGCUGUUGGUCUGAUGGAUGAUUUUAAGAGUGGUGUACCACGAACGGGUUAUAGAGGUAUAAUUACAUUCCAUUGGAAUGGUAGAACAGCAUAUUUAGCCCCACCUAGAAAUUGGAACGGUUAUGAUCCUAGUUGGAGUUAACGAUAAUUUCUUUUUAAAUUCACUAUUAAAAAUAUUUCCAGUUUUUCAAAAUUUCAGAAAAUUCA